This is a messenger RNA of Cryptomeria japonica (Japanese cedar), 1515 nucleotides long. RefSeq lists its product as uncharacterized. Gene Ontology annotation, biological process: proteolysis. The record is from RefSeq and is a predicted model, not a curated record. Gene Ontology annotation, molecular function: dipeptidyl-peptidase activity; serine-type exopeptidase activity. The coding region runs from base 1 to 1515 and encodes 504 amino acids. Lineage: Eukaryota; Viridiplantae; Streptophyta; Pinopsida; Cupressales; Cupressaceae. The transcript is spliced from 10 exons.
AUGGCCAUAUUAUAUAGGGCAGGGUGCCAACUCUUCUGUACAUUUAUUGUAUUCGCUGGCCUUUUUCUUGUGCCUUCCACUUCCCUUCCUUAUGCUCGUAGAGUCAUAGGACUGAACAAUCAUGCACUUCCCUCUGAUUCUUCUUCAUCUGUACAAUAUGAUGUCAAAUACUUCACCCAAACUUUGGACCAUUUCAGUUUCACACCUCAAAGCUAUGUUACUUUUCAACAGAAGUAUCUCAUCAACUCAAAACACUGGGGUGGUGCUUCAUCCAAUUCUCCAAUCUUCAUUUAUACAGGAAAUGAAGGAUAUAUUGAAUGGUUUACUCAAAACACCGGCUUUAUGUUCGACAUUGCACCUCAAUUCAAGGCUCUUCUCGUCUUCAUUGAGCACCGUUACUAUGGCGAAUCAAUGCCAUUCGGGAGUCAAGAUGUAGCUUACAGCAAUGCCACCACAAUGGGCUAUCUGAGCUCCUCUCAAGCUUUGGCUGAUUUUGCUAUAUUGAUUACAGAUCUCAAAAAGAAUUUGACAGCAGAGGAUUCACCAGUGGUUGUGUUUGGAGGAUCUUACGGUGGAAUGUUAGCGGCGUGGUUCAGACUGAAGUACCCACACAUUGCAAUUGGGGCAUUGGCAUCGUCUGCUCCGAUCUUGGCUUUUGAUUACAUUGUAAAUCCAGAUGGUUUCGACAACAUCGUCUCAAACGACUUUAGGAGUGAAAGCGAAAAUUGCUACAAUGUAAUAAAGAAGUCAUGGAAGAUAUUGGAAGAGAUGUCAUCAACUCCAAGCGGAAGAAAAUCUCUCAAAGAAUCUUUCAGACUUUGCAAAGACAGUGACGUUGAUGGUGUGGAAGGGUGGCUGAGUGGAGCUUACUUUGAAGCUGCAGAGACAGAUUAUCCAACCCCUGCUAACUUUAUUCAAAAUUUGCCAGCCUAUCCAGUGAAACAAAUGUGUAAAGCAAUAGACAAUCCAUCUAGUGAGAAAAAUAUCCUAAGCCAACUAUAUGGAGCAGCAAACAUAUAUUAUAACUACACUGGGAACUUGAGUUGCUUUGAUUUGGGAUUCGGUGAUCCCCAUGGAGAAAGUGGUUGGGGUUUUCAGUAUUGUACAGAGAUGGUAAUGCCAAUGGGUGAUGAUCCAAUAGAAAGUAUGUUUCCUGGAUACACAUUCAACUAUACAGAGACAAUGCAAGGUUGUGCAUAUGCAAAUGGAAUUGAACCAAGGCCACAUUGGAUCACCACUGAAUUUGGUGGUCAUAAUAUCAAGAGGGUACUUAAGCGAUUUGGUAGCAAUAUAAUAUUUUUUAAUGGAUUGAGAGAUCCUUGGAGCAAUGGAGGGGUAUUAGAAGAUAUAAAUGAAAGCAUUGUGGCAAUCAUUGCUAAGGAAGGGGCACAUCAUGUAGAUCUUAGAUUUGCAACCAUGGACGAUCCAAAAUGGCUUAUACAAGUUCGAAAGAAGGAGAUUGGCAUAAUAAAAAGGUGGAUAAUGCAAUAUUACAAGGACCUUCAUACAACUUAG